GACCCUGAGUGAGCCUCGGCAGGCGGAGAUCCGGAAAGAGUGCCUCCGACUCUGGGGGAUUCCAGACCAGGCUCGAGUUGCUCCUUCCUUCUCAGACCCGAAAUCUAAGUUCUUUGAACUCAUCCAGGGCACAGACAUUGAUAUCUUCAGCUACAAGCCCACACUGCUCACCGCUAAAACCCUGGAAAAGAUCCGCCCUGUGUUCGAUUACCGCUGCAUGGUGUCUGGCAGCGAGCAGAAGUUCCUCAUCGGCCUUGGGGUAAGUCUGCCCCUGGCUUCCUACCCAGCAUGGGAUGGCGGUACUGCCCUUGACUGUGGCAGUCUGGACAGCUGCCUUCCACACUCAGUCAUGUUCUCUUGGCACUGAGAACUGGGGCUUUGACCCUAGUGAAGGUAUUUCUUGAAACUUCCUUUCUUCUUCUGAGUUUACCAAGUGUCCUUCAUUCAUUCUUUCAUUUAUUCAUGUAUUUUGUUUCUUCAAUUCUGUGCAUUGCUGAGGUCAACACUCCACUUUUCUUGUGACAUGGAGCUUUCCAGGCUAACAGACUGGUCAGCG
This is a messenger RNA of Carlito syrichta (Philippine tarsier), 556 nucleotides long. RefSeq names its product cap-specific mRNA (nucleoside-2'-O-)-methyltransferase 1-like. The record is from RefSeq and is a predicted model, not a curated record. The annotation marks the transcript as partial. The transcript is spliced from 3 exons. NCBI's taxonomy places the organism in Eukaryota, Metazoa, Chordata, Mammalia, Primates, Tarsiidae.